Messenger RNA from Schistosoma turkestanicum, 3324 nucleotides. NCBI's taxonomy places the organism in Eukaryota, Metazoa, Platyhelminthes, Trematoda, Strigeidida, Schistosomatidae. The record is from the annotation of a GenBank genome assembly.
AUGGUGGAAAAUCAAAAUCAGUCAAUCAAUUUAUCGGAUCGACAAAUUUGUAUUGCUCAUGGUUUAUUAUCGACUCUUGUCAAUUUGAUCGGUUUAAUUCGUGAACAAAAACCUUUUUCAAAACAAUUAGUACCAGAGAAAACCUUUAAAAUCGCUUGUCGUCUACUUCAAACAUUAUGUUCAUCAAAUAUUACUGCUUAUAUUUAUAUGUUAUUAUCCAAUAAAAUCUCUGUACUUGUGGAUUGUUUAGUGAUACGAUUUACAAUAUCUGUUGCAAAUAAUCGACUGUUUAAUCACUGUAAUCCACCUUCAACAACAACCGCCACAACCACCAGCACAACACCAUUGAUGAAUACAACCGAUCAGAAUUUACCAGCAUCAUCAUCAUCAUCAUCAACAGCAUUCAUUGAACAACAAUUCAAUCAAGAUUCAAUAUUUUUCCAUUAUUUAUCUAAUCAUUCUUGUACAUUGGACAUAUUGAAUUGUUUAACUGAUCUAUUAAAUGGUUUAUAUGAAUUGAAUUAUUAUUCCACUGAAUUCCAUGGUACUAUACAUCAUCAUCGUCGUAUUAGUAGUAGCAGUAGUUUAUCAAUUGGAACAAAUGGAUUUGCUACAACUACACCAACACCACCCUCCUCAUCGACAACAUCGUUAACUUCAUUGAUUACAACAGCAACAACAACAACCACAACAACUGCGACGACAACAACGACUAUGUUUGAUGCUGAGGCUGAUGAUGAUGUGGAUGAUGGGCGUGAACAUCAACGUGUUCGUAUUGAUUCACAACGAAUUCAAGAUUUAAUCAGUUAUAUUGUAAGUAGCGGUCUAGUUGAUUUAAUCUCAAGUAAAUUAUCCAAUCCGAAACAAGCUCAUUGGUUGUCAUUAGUGACAGUAAACAGUGCUAAUUCUAACCAGAAUAACGAGAAUACUAAUAAUACCGAUAUUGUUGCUUCAUCGGAUUCAAUGUCAAAACAAUCUAUUGAUUAUUGUCAACAAUUUGUAUUGAAUAGUAUUGGAUUUUUAACCAGUCUUACACGUUUACUCGGUGUUUUAUCAAUGAGACAACAAGAACAAUCGGGUGAACAUCAUAGUCAUGUGACAACUGUUGAACAGCAUCAUCAACAACAAAAACGUCAAGAAAUUUCCAGUGGAACUGUAACAUCCAGUUGUUCUUCACUGUCGAAAUCAUUUAUUGUCAUUGAUCCAGCGGUGGGGUCAGUAGAUGAUCAAGUCCUAAAAGUCGAUGAAAAUCAUCCAGACAGUUGUCAAAAUGGGACAACAACUGUAAAUUGUAAAAAUAAUAAUAAUAAUAACAGUAAUAAUGAUACAACUACAAUGAUCAGUAUGAAUUCAUUGGAUAAAUUAAAUGCUACAAAAAAAGAUCCAACACAAUUAUUAGAAACAAUUAGUAGUACUGAAGUAUUCGGUUUAGUACCAUUAUUGUAUUGUCUUUUAUUGGAUCCAAAAAAUAGUAGUCGAACCGCUGAUACAACAGCAUCAACAACAACAACCACAGGAGUUCAUGAUUCACGUCCGACAUUAAAUGGUAUCAUGUCAACAUCAGAAUGUUCUGAGAAAAUCGAUCGUCGUCAAAAAUUGACCAAAACAAAUAAACACUUGUCAGUGAACGGAUUACCAUUCAAUAGUGAAAUUGUAGCACAAAUUAUUUUGAAUACAUUAAAAUUAAUCAAUUCAUUGGCAUCGAUUCAUCAAAAUACUAUGCAGUCAAUUCUUGGCGGUGAAUUAAUAUGCCUUUUAAUGCGACAUAUAUUAAUUAAUCUAUUAACACGUUGUGUUCCACAAGCUAAUCAUUAUUCAAUUCAACAAAUCACUUCCAAUAAACCGCCGCCCACAGUACAUCAUUCUACUACUACCGCUACCACCACUACUACUACUAAAACUGCUGUUACUGUUCGACAACCACAUCAAACAGGAGUUAAAUCGAAAACAUCCAUGAAUAAUAAUCAUAAAAAUAACAAAAUUCAUCAUCGUGUUACUGCCAAUGAUGCUGGUAACGCUGAUGAUGACGACAAGGAUGAUUUGCUUCUUUUACCAAGUGGUACACGUAAAAUCAUUUUAAAACCAAAAUAUCAACAUUCAAAAACUGUCAAUAACAAUGACAUGAAUCAAUGUAAACAACAACAACAAGUGACUGCAUCAACACAACAACUAAUAAAUCAUUCGAAUAAAACUAAUAUUCAAUCGAUCGAUAACAACAAGUUUGCCAAACUCUCUUCAUAUACCAUCAAUGAGUUGAUUUUACAUGAAGUGAUUUUAUGCAUUGGUUAUUUAUGUGUGUUAAAUACAGACAAUCAAACUAGUUUACAAUGUGGACCAUCACCGAAUCUAUUACAACGUCUACUAGCAUUACCAUUUGAAUAUUUCAGUUAUUAUCCAUUGGUCAAUAUUUUAUAUCCAACAUUAAUUGUCUGUUGUUAUCAACAUGAAUUAAACACGAAUGUUUUACAAUCGGAAUUCAGUUUGUCAAUAUUAGCGAAUUAUAUUGAAGAACGUAUACUUGAGCGAAAAGUCAAUUCAUUUGGAAGAAUUGAGAAAAAAUCUAACACUAAUGAAUUUCUAGAUGAACGAUUUAAUUUUGAACAACGUUUCAAUAUAUCCGAAUGGAAUUCUGCUAAAGCUUAUUUCUCAAGAUGAUAAUGACAAUCGAGGGAUGGAGGACGGUGUAAACACACACACACACGUAUAAAUAUCCGUAUACAUAAAUACAUAAGAUUUUUACACACACACACACAUUGAUGAAAUCUUACACAACAGUCUUCUUAAAUAUCAUCAUCAUCAUCAUCAUGUUAAUAAAAAAUGUAAAUUCAAUUCAGUCUUUUAUAAAUGGAAUGAAACAAGGAAGAAGGAGGAGAAGGGGAAGAAAAGACCACCGCCACCAACCACAACAUAAAACUGGAAGAAAAGAAGAAAUCCAUUUCUUUCCCUUCUAAUUUGUGUACAUUUACAAAAAAAAAUAAUUUAUUAUUCAUUUUAAAAAUGAGUUGAUCGAUCGGUGGUAGAUCGAAUCAUUUUCAACACUCUCUGUCUGAUAUGUGAUGUAAUUAUGAUUUCUCUGUUUAUCUCACUAGUUAGUAAUAUCGAAUUCAUUUGUGACACAAGUGUUAGGUGAUUUGACUUUGACUUUUCAUGAACAAUUAAACGAACUAUGAAAUACAUCUUCGGUUUUUGUUUUUUCUUUGAUUUGCCGAAUGUCUUUCAUUCUUUGGCUAACACUCUGUGCUAAUUACUUACUUAGGCCUGUUAUCCCUAGGCCACCGACCAGUAUUCUUCAAACCAACUCUGUCCUAGUUCCUGCCUUUCCAG